AAUCGGAACCACAGAGCGGAAGACGCAGCUGUCAGUCUCUCCGCCCUUUCGUCCGUCACAUCGUAUGGCUCUUCUACCGUCAGCGAGCUCGUACGACUGCAAUGUAGUGUGAAAAAUUCCGUACCGCGAGUGAGAUCGGUGUGGAAUAUUAUUUUUACGGCAAUCUUGCCGUAUCGCAGUCGUUCGUCGGUUCGCGUGUGGUUUGUGGAUUCAAGAUUUUCGUAUAAAAUCGACUGAAUCCCUUGCGUGACGUGCCGGGAUUUACGCAGCGAAGCCAUCAUCUACCAGAGAAACGAGACUUCCUGACAGCUUUGUCAGCAGUGAGUUCUACGGUAGAGCCCCCUCUAAAAAUCCCACCCCUCGCUGCGCCAGCUGUGUAUAUACAGUGAAUGAUAACAGGGGCGCAACAGUGGUCACUAUCAUUGCCGCCGGCACCGGGGAAUGGAAGACGAGCUGGAAGAUAAGAUCCUCUAUCAAACGUUCUUCAAAUCGCACAUGAAGCUCCUGUCCAAGUUCGCAGUCGGCGUAUCGCCGCUCAACAGUUCGGUCGGUUACGUCUGGAAAGUGAUGCGCGUCUAUCUGCUCAAGCCGGAGGUUCUGAUUGCCGGGUUGUUGAUUUUCGUCUUUGUGCUCUAUCUUCAAGCGAGCGAAGUAUGGAGCCGAGGAUUCAUCGGGAAAAUCAGCAGCAGUUUCGGCCUCUCGAAGGGAACCCGUUCCGGAAAGUUGGCGCUGCUGGCGUCGGAGGCCGAGAAGCGAAGCUGGGAGGACAAACGCGGCACUAGUGCAGUGUACGCCGUGCAGGGACGCCGACCACGGAUGGAAGAUCGGUUCGUAAUAGACGAGAACAUCAACGAUACCGGUAUAUCAUUGUUUGCAAUUUUUGACGGCCAUGGUGGAGAGUAUGCAGCUGAUUACGCCAAAACGGUGUUGGUUCGAAAUUUGAACAUGAAGUUGACACAAUCGUCUCAGAUCGCCUCGGGAAAAAUUACCCCAUCACCGGUGAUAUCCGACCUCAAGGACACCAAAGAUUGCGCCAACACCAAAGACUCAGACGACGAAGUGAACGAACGACACAAGCUCAAUUCAAACUCCGUCACAACUGUGGCCAAUGGCGGCAGUUCUUUAACGCAACGGAAGCAGAGUUUUCGGAAGUCCAAAACCGAAGACAUAGUAGACAAAACGAGUGGUGGCCUAGGAGGAACUAACAAUAAUGGAAACAGCAAUAACGCGAACCAACAGCUGGAGACCGAUCUGCUUAGCAAAUAUAUGGGCAAUCAGUCACCAAUGCGGCAACUGACGAAGGAAAAUUUACUGAAUGGAACGACGGGCCAGCAGAGCGCCAAUCCAAAGCCAAAAACGUACGAAGCCAAGUGCUACGUGCAGAAUGGCAGUAUUAAUUUUGGCAAGAUCAUCACAGACGAAGUGCUGGCGGCCGAUUACGAUCUGGUCGAGAUGGCGAAAAAAGUUUCGAACUUCGCCGGAACGACGGCACUCAUUGCGGUGAUGCAUCACACGAAGUUGAUCGUGGCCAACGUCGGCGACUCACGUGGCGUAAUGUGCGACCACAAGGGCAAUGUCAUCCCGCUGUCGUUUGACCACAAACCGCAGCAAGUGCGGGAGCAGAAACGGAUCGCCGACGCCGGAGGUUUCAUUUCCUUCAAGGGCGUCUGGCGGGUGGCCGGAAUUCUGGCUACCUCGCGUGCCAUGGGCGAUUAUCCGCUCAAGGAGAAGAAUCUUGUGAUAGCCGAACCGGACAUCCUGUCGUUCGAUCUGGUGGAUCAUCGACCGAUGUUCCUGAUUUUGGCCACUGAUGGGUUGUGGGAUACCUUUAGCAAUGAGGAAGCAGUCGCUUACAUCCGCGACCGGUUAGACGAACCCCACUUUGGUGCUAAAAGUAUCACGUUGCAGUCGUACAAUCGAGGCUCGGUUGACAAUAUUACGGUGCUGGUGAUUGUAUUCAAAAAUGGACGAUAUCAAAUCGGUUCAUCAAACGGAAACUGAACCGGAUCAUGUCUAUAAUCCUCUACUGACCCACUUAUUUUAUAGCACGUAAUUAAUUUCUAUUACUUGUACGGAAAAGCUUUUUAACAUGUCAUAGAGAAAACGUACCACUAGGUUCGUGGUAUAGUGUUUUAUUGACUUGAUAAAGUGUGCUGUGUUUAGUUGACUCAUAUUAUAGUACGAUCUCUCCCACACCGCUCCAUAUACAUAGAUAAAAGCAUGUAAUACUGCUACCAGCUUUGUGCUGGGAAACCUGAUUUCACCAGGACCAUUUACAUAUAAUUUCUGCUCGCGUACCAAAUAUUCUAUAGUUUUGUAACGUCCUUGUAGCUAGUAAGUAAAUUAGGUAGUUAAUACACAAAGACACACCUAAACGUAUAAGAUCUGCUAAAGAAGGGAAACUCAUUCGAAAAAAGAACACAUCCUGUUCAUCCUGUUUAAAUUUACACGCUUCCCGGGUGCAGCCGUUAAUGUCUAGCUCGUAAAUUAUUUUUAUUUUGUGUUCUAUUUAAAAUCAGUUCCGAAAUGCAAUUAUGUUAGCCCACUAAAUUAUUUUCGCUUCAUUUCAUUUAAAAAUAAGUCAUUUCUCAAUGCGUUUGUCUAUUAGGAAAGCCAUCUUGGUGCUUAUUUAUAACUGCUGUACUGUAGUUUCCCAUCAAAAAGCGAGCUUUCAAUCACGCUAAUCACUGUGCCUGAGUAAAAACAAUCGGAUAAGAUACGGUUUGUAGAACACAGUGCCAAAGAACAGCCUAUUUGAUAUGGUUGUAAGGCAAUUCAAAAGUAACACUUGGAUCAAACAUAAUAAUAGGCAAACAUUGUAACUUUCACUUCACUUUGACCAUGAUAAGAACAAACAUAAUGCAAGGAAAGAUCGGUUUAUAACGCAUCAAUAUGAACAAUACAAAAAAAAAAACAGCAAAAAAUGUUACAAUCACUUUAGAAACAACUAUUAUUGAUUUCAAACAAUUUGAGUAGGCGAGAUUAGAAUCUGAGGAGUAGUCGGAAAUAUCUCACAAACGCUCACGGAUUUCUAUAAAAAAACGAUCAUCGAUAUUUUAGUUGAAAGAGAAUUAGGAGAUUUUGAGAUAAAUCAACCUAACAAUGAAGUAAAUUGAAAUUUUAAUACAA
Molecule: messenger RNA, 3129 nt
Organism: Aedes aegypti (yellow fever mosquito)
Lineage: Eukaryota; Metazoa; Arthropoda; Insecta; Diptera; Culicidae
Product: protein phosphatase 1L
Exons: 5
Coding region: 442-2001 (519 amino acids)
Biological process (GO): protein dephosphorylation
Molecular function (GO): cation binding; protein serine/threonine phosphatase activity
Source: RefSeq, a predicted model, not a curated record